AUGGCGCAGGUGAGGGACGCCCGCGUGGCGAAGAGGCCCGGAAACCAGACCGCCGAAGCGGGCAAACGCCGAGCGCCGUACGCGUUGCGUGCUUGCGAUGCCUGCCGCCGGCGCAAGGGGAAAUGCGAUGGGCGACAGCCGUGCAGGUAUUGCACAGGCCGCGAGCAGGCUUGCAGUUACGAUAGCUUCUUCGGGGGCGACGAGUGGUCUCAACCGCCGCCGCCUAGCGUAGGCCGAGCCGAAGAUCGCCGCCCCGCGAAAGCAACAAACCCGUCGCCAUCGGCAUCAAGUCGCAGCAGUCAAGAGGCCAUCAUGGACAUGCUGUCCAGUCUCCAGGGCCAGUUGAAUAGCCUGGCGUCGCGGGUUCAAAGCACCAGCGAAAGCCCGCCAGAGCCGACUUUUUCGGUUGAUGAACAGCAUGACGACGAUUUUCUAUCAAAUCUGAUCAACGACGCAAUCGCCCUGUUGAUCGGUCUACAUGCCGACUUGAGCCCGACGAGCCCUACCAAAGAAUCUAUUAUUCUGGAUAGCAUUCAACUAGCCGUCACCACCAAGCUUGUCGCUCCUGUCUCCAACAUCAAGGAUGUCAUUGUUGUCUUGCUCAAGGGCUCUUAUGACUUCUUCAACGACACACCUCAGUCGGCCUGGCGCAUGUGCGGACUCGCAGGGCGCAUGCUGAUGGAGCUUGGUUUUCACAAUGGCGCCAUGUCGACUCACAUGUUGGAGUCACGAGCCCAACGCACUCAGGUCUGGGCCCUCAUGUCCAGUAUCGUCAUCCUUGAUCGACAAUGGAGCGCCGCAGCUGGUCUCCCGACAAACUUCCAGGAGUCCGCUUUUGGACCCAUCCAAACGUCUUCGAUCAAGACUCCUUACCUCGAAGCUAUGCUAUCCUUCAUCAUGCUCAGCGACAAGAUCAGCGAUCCCCUUGCACAGGCUGUCAGAGCACAAGGAUACAGCGAUCAGGAGGCCUUCGAAGUAAUGAACUUCCGCAUCGAGCGGUGGAGGAAGAGAGCCGCUCUAGAACCCUCACUGAAAUCAUGGCACAGCAGUCCUCUAAGCCAACCUCCAACGUGGAAAGUCUUGCUCAGCCUCCGGGCAGAAUCGGUCCGAAGUCUCUUGUUCAAGCCACACUUCUUCGCCAAGUCAGAUGUUCAGACGAGCAAGCAGUACCUUCAGCCUGCGAUCGAGGUCCUUUUCGAUGUAUGCAACAUUAUGUACAACUUAAACACCACCACCGACAUAUAUCGCAAACAGCAGCCUUUCUAUCAGCCUCUGUUGGCGUCCGCCUCCGGACUGGGGUUCGUCUUGACGGCUUUCCUUGAACAGAAUAGGUCGGCUGUGUUGGCAAGUGUACCUUCAGAGGUAGCUGUUGCUAUGGGUCGAAGUUACGAAAUGGCCGUGGCCUUGGCGACUGGAUACUCGAACACGUCGAAAGCCGCCAAGGGAUUGUCGGAGAAGUUGGCACCGGUUCGAGCAAGUCUGCUGGAACUGGGUAUGCUUCAACGGUCCCAAGCCGGAGCGAGAAAUGCCGGUACUGGAUUCAGAGGAGAUUCAGACAGGAGACGCUCUACGAAUGGCGGCGGGGAGCUUGUCCAGAGGUCAUACAUGUCCGAGUCGGAUGCGGCAAUGUCUACACCACAUAUUGACUACUCGGCACUGAUGGGGUCUGAUGCGGCGGGGUUUGAUGCGCAUCGGAGCUCAGAGCCGACUCAAGACGCUGAGUGGGAAGACUUGUUAGGGGUCGGCUGGGCAACUGAUAAUGCGUCGCACAUGAAUGGCGUUUUCUAG
Colletotrichum karsti is the source of this 1788-nucleotide messenger RNA. RefSeq lists its product as uncharacterized. Gene Ontology annotation, molecular function: RNA polymerase II cis-regulatory region sequence-specific DNA binding; zinc ion binding; DNA-binding transcription factor activity, RNA polymerase II-specific. The record is from RefSeq and is a predicted model, not a curated record. Gene Ontology annotation, cellular component: nucleus. The transcript has 5 exons. The coding region runs from base 1 to 1788 and encodes 595 amino acids. NCBI's taxonomy places the organism in Eukaryota, Fungi, Ascomycota, Sordariomycetes, Glomerellales, Glomerellaceae. Gene Ontology annotation, biological process: DNA-templated transcription; positive regulation of transcription from RNA polymerase II promoter by galactose.